Molecule: messenger RNA, 1338 nt
Organism: Adineta steineri
Lineage: Eukaryota; Metazoa; Rotifera; Eurotatoria; Adinetida; Adinetidae
Source: the annotation of a GenBank genome assembly
AUGUUUUCAAAUCCUGUUUAUAAUCUCCCACCACAAUUCAAUGAAAAUAUUUUAACACAAAAUUUAGCCGGUCUAUCAUUGAAUAAUGUACCUCAAGAUCAUCAACAACGACAAAAUAUUGAUUUUGGAUCAUUUCAAUUUGCCCAGCAACAACAACAACAACAAAUUGAUGUAGGUGGAUAUGUACCACCAACAGUUGAUGAUGCAAAUACAAAAUGGCCAUCGCCAGAUGAUGUUAAUGCAUCAUAUCAACGUGGAUCUACUGUUGUACGACAAUAUAAUAAUUCAAUAAUUGAUGAUUAUUAUAAGAAAUUUCUUCGUCCAAUAACAGAUUAUGUGGCUAUACCAACAAAUGGUCAACCAACAUAUGUUUAUCAAAAUUUAGGUGGACAAGGAACUGCUACUACUGUUGGAGUAACACAACAACCUAUUCCUGGAGUUGAAGUAGGAAACGAAUCAAAUGCAGCAAUACCUGUUAGUUCACAUACGAAAGGAGAUGGAACUGAAGAAAAAAAACAUAAGAAAAAACAUAAAAAACGAUCAUCAAAACAUGCACAUGAUGAUGGUAGUAAACAUGCUCAUAGUGGAAAAACAGUUGAUGAACAAAAAACUGCUACAACAGAUGGUAGUAGUUAUAACGAAUCAGCUGCAAUUCCUGGAAGAAGUGUACUUGAACAACAACAACUACAACAAUUACAACAACAGCAACAGCAACAGCAGCAGCAGCAGCAUCAACAACCACCACCAUUACAACAACAACAACAGCAACAGCAACAAAUAGGAGGAGUUGCUGGUUUAACUAAUACAGGUGCUGCAGGUCCACAAGUUCCAAUGAGAUUUCAAGGCAAUCCAGUUGUUUUCUUUGAUAUUGAAAUUGAUAAUGAACCACGUGGUCGUCUUACUAUGGAAUUGUUUCGUCAUGUAUUACCACGUACAACACAAAAUUUUCUUUCAUUAACAACAAAUGAACAUGGUUUUGGUUAUCGUUUAUCAUAUUUUCAUCGAAUCAUUCCAGGUUUUAUGGCUCAAGGUGGCGAUUUUGAAAAAUCGAAUGGUACAGGUGGUUAUUCAAUUUAUGGUGAAAAAUUUGAAGAUGAAGGUUUUCCAUAUCCACACGAUCGUCCUGGUCUUUUAUCAAUGGCCAAUAGUGGACCAAAUACAAAUGGAAGUCAAUUUUUUAUUACAUUCGAGCAAUGUCCUCAUUUAGAUAACAAACAUGUAGUAUUUGGUCAAAUUUUACAAGGUUUUCAUAUACUUAAAGAUCUUGAUAUGAGUGGAUCAGAAAGUGGUGAAGUAUUACGUGAAGUAAAAAUUGCUGCUACUGGUCAACUUCAAUGA